GGGGCGGGCUUUUUGAUCAUGUCAAUCAAAGUUGGACACGGACGCCGGUUAAGGGCACGCGCACCUACAAGAAGCAAUGCAAAGGCGAUUUCCCCCCCCCAACCUUCCCCACUCGGAGGUGUCGCGUAGAGCGUAAUUUCCCGUAAAAUCGGGCCUGCCCACUUUUUCCCGCAUUGUCCCAUACAAACGUAGACUUUGUCCCACUUCUGGUGAAUUGGGAUUUGGUCAACCUAGCUGCGGGCCAUAUAAAAUGUAACCCUGUGCCAAGAUUGGCCUGCGGGCCUGACUUUGGACAUGCCUGCUUUACAGUGAAGGGGGGACCUCAAUAACCACCUAGCUAGGGUGUGUAGCACCCUCUUGGGUGAUGCACGGCAGCCAAUCUGCGCCAGAACGCUCACCACAAACCAGCUUGAGGUGGAGAGUGAGGGAAUUAAUGAGUCAGCCAAUUAUACCAGAGGAUGAUUAGGGGGCGAGAUUGAAUGAGCCUGGUAGGGCCAGGACACCCCUACUCUUUGCGAUAACUGCCCUGGGAUUUUUUCUUACCUCAGUGAGUCAGGACCAGGGUUUUACGUCUCCUCCGAAAGACGGCGCCUUCCACAGCACAGUGUCCCAGUCACUGCACUAGGGCAUCAGGAUUGAUGUUAAGGCCAGAGGGAAGAGUGCCACCUAUUUGCCACCACCCGACACCACUGACAGCACCUGAUAUUCCCAGGCGAUCUCCCAUCCAAGUACAAACCAGGCCCGACCCUGCUUAGCUUCCGAGAUCAGACAAGAUCGGGCGUGUUCAUGGUGGCAAGGCCAUUUUUUUGUAAUCUGAUCGGUUUAGUUUCAUUUUUAAUCAGAAAAGGGCAAAAGAAUCAGCUAGAAUAGACAUCAUGAACAAGGAGGUGUAGUAGCAUAGUUCAUUUUCGAUUGUCUACUUAGAACAUUGCCUUUUAUAUUUGUAUACAUAUACCUUAACAUUGAAAUUAUAUAUUCUCAAAACAAACUGUUGCACUCUGUAACGUCUAAUAUUAUACCUGUAUUGUAAAAUAAAUGUCCAACAAACAUUUUAAAGAACCAGUCGCGGCACCUCUAGGAAGAGACCCAGUGUCGACCAACUCGUUUAUAUUGAAACUAUAUGACUAGUUUAUGUGGAAAUGAUAUACAUUUCAGUAGUACAAACUCCUCUCCGUUCUUCAUUUCAGUGUUGGUCUCAUUGUUAAAAGAUGUGAUAGGCAGUUUUCUUGACUACUUAAAUUGGUAGAACGCCCCUUCAAAACAUCUUUCCUUCCAAGAUAGGCGGGAGCCAACAUAAAAAUGUUUGUUGUAGAUUGCUAUGAUUGGACCUCAUCUUUUCUUCUAAUAUAAAAUACACAAUCAUGUGGGAAAUGUACUUAAAACAAGAAGGCGAUUCAAUUCAGCACUCACAAUUUUAUUAAAACUAUAAAAUGCAUCUCAUUGAUGAUGAAGUUUGAAAUGGUUGUGUGUGUGUGUGUGUGUGUGUGUGUGUGUGUGUGUGUGUGUGUGUGUGUGUGUGUGUGUGUGUGUGUGUGUGUGUGUGUGUGUGUGUGUGUGUGUGUGUUUCACAGUAACCUUCCUGCCCAGUCAGCUGAGGAGGCCCAGAAGCACCGGCAGCAGUAUGAGGAGAUGGAGGGACCUCCCCAAUGCUUCGGAUUCAUGUUCUGAGGCAUCAGGCCAUUCCAGUAGAGAACAUCAACCCAAUGAUCUUCUAAAUGAAACUGAACUGGAGGGCUUUCUAGAAAAGCUUGGCCUAAAAGAGAACUACAAGGAGAAGCUCUCACUAAUCAAUGUCCUACAGAUCGACAAGAAGGCCGUUACAGAGGAAGAUGCUAAAUGUCUUUCUGAUCUCCCCUGGCUCUUUCUCAAGAAGUUAAUGAUGUUCAAUGUGACUGCUAGGAAUGUGACAUUUCUUGCAUGCAAUGAAUCAGAGCAGGAUCAUCCUCAUUGCAAUGCUGAUUUAGAUUUGGAAACCUUGUUGUGCCAUGAAAAGUCAGGUGAAGCGCUGAACCCAUUAGACGUAAUCACUGCUCUAUUUCUGUGCUCAAAUGGCCUCCUUCAGCAGGAAAUGGCAGUCAAAAUGGCGAUGUGUCAGUUUGGGUUGCCUCUAUUGCUUCCUGAUAGUGGCACACAGAAGCACACGCUCAUGCUCUGGGCUUUGAGAGGCAUUGUUAAAAAGUACAGAACUCAGGCACUCUUAGACCCCAAAAGCUUCAUUGAAAAAUCAGUUGUGGUCCCCGGCCUUCCGAUGGUGUCCUUUGUGAGACUGGGUGAAGGUUCUUUAUCGAAGUCACAGAUUCUGAAUACACUCCUGAGCAAUGUACAACAGUACAACGACACUUUUGUUAACCGAGAAAUGCCAUGUGGUAAUGUUCCAAGGAAAAUUGCAGAUGGACUGGUGGAAACUAGUUGGUAUCUUCCCUGUGGUAACAAAAACAUUGAUAUCUUCAAUGAACCAGUAGCUGUAGCUAAUCUCAGAGGAGAUAUUGCUCUCUGUGAAUUGCAAUUUUCGUUUUUAUGCAAAACGUCUGCUGCAGUUUUUGUGUUUCUUGACAAUUUUGACAGUAAAAUCGAACUACUCAAAAAACAUGAAACAGAGAUUUUCUUGAUAGUCAAUGUGGAUAGCAAGAAUUUCAACCUAAAAAGGUGCCAAAAAGUACUGGACGAAUUAAAUUUGACCACAAAGAACCUCAUUCUUAAGCAAAAAAGAAUCAACAACGCUGACUUUGCCAAAACCCUACAAAAAUUUGUAACAGAAGUUGCACAAAAAACAGAUAAAAAAAAGAGCAUAGAGCAAAUGGCUGUCAUUGCUAUUGAGCUUGGAAUAAUGGUUGAUGAGCAAACCUCAGACUGUCAGAAUGCUAAGAAAAAUGCAGAAGCUAUCACCUCAAGAAUAAAAAACACUGCCCAGUACAAAAAGGAAGAACUUCCUCGGCAGGGCUCAGUAUGGAAAGAACUGACAGAUUUAGAGAAGGAGGAAUGUAGGCUUACAAAUGCUGGGGAAGAAGACAUAGAAAAAUACAAAUGUGGCCUAAACCAAAAGAAAAAAGGACUCCGGAAAGAGCAGAGGGAUUUGGCCAUUUCAGAUUCUAUGAGAUCCUUCAUGGAAGCAUUCUCAUGUCCAGCUGUUGAACAGGCUUAUUUUUUUAAAUGGAUGCAAAUUAAACUAGACAACGUGUCCCGAGAAACUGUAUCAAACCUCAGGGAGCAGUAUAAACUCAAAAGUAAGAAUUCGAGCAAAGAAGAACUUAAAGACAUUGAUCAACAACUUUCUGACAGCUCUAUAGGUAUUGAGAAUUACUUUCGAGAAAUGUGUCAAAUCUAUGAAUCUACAGUCUCCCUUUCUGAAUCCAAUCCUUCUCGCCAAAAAUUCAAGCAUUUGCCCAAGUUGUGUGCCCAAUUACUCCUUGAUGGAUUUCCGCUGGAGCUUGUGGAAGGAGAAUCAUCAAGCAUUCCUUUGGCAUGGGUGAAGGACGUAUUUUCUGAACUGAAAGAAAUGGUAGCUCCAGAGAGCAAGAUAAGAAUUGUCACAGUUCUUGGGAUUCAGAGCACCGGAAAGUCCACUCUUCUCAACACCAUGUUUGGAGUGCAGUUUGCAGUCAGCAGUGGCCGAUGCACUAGAGGGGCUUUCAUGUUGCUCAUCAGAGUGAACAAAGAGUACACAAAAGAAAUUCACUGUGAUUUUCUGAUCAUCAUUGACACUGAGGGCCUGAAAUCGCUGGAGCUGGCACAAUUAGAAGACAGCUAUGAGCAUGACAAUGAGCUUGCAACUAUUGUUGUGGGUUUAAGUGAUAUCACAAUAGUAAAUAUAUCAAUGGAAAACAUGACAGACAUGAAAGACAUCCUACAAAUUGUAGUACAUGCCUUUCUCAGGAUGAAGGAAGUCGGCAAAAAACCUAAAUGUCAGUUUGUUCAUCAGAAUGUAGCGGAUGUGUCAGCCCAUGACAAUAACUUAAGGGACAGAACCCUGCUGUUACAACAGUUGAACGAGAUGACAAAGCUAGCUGCCAAAGUUGAGAAAAAAGAGAAAAACAAAAGCUUCAUGGAAGUAAUGGAAUAUGAUCCAGACACUGGAAACGGGUACAUUCCUGGACUAUGGCAUGGAAACCCACCAAUGGCACCAGUAAAUUCAGGUUACAGUGAAGCAGUUUAUGAAAUGAAAACAAACAUUAUGAAAACGUUGAAAGAUUGCGAGUCAUCUGCUUACAACAUUGAUGAAUUUCUGAAGUGGACAGCAAGCUUAUGGAACGCCGUAAAACAUGAAAAUUUCAUAUUCAGCUUUAGAAAUAGCCUGGUGGCUGAUGCUUACAUGAAAAUAUGCACAGAAUUCAACAAAUGGGAAUGGGAAUUCAAAAGGGACAUGUACUCAUUGGAAACAAGUGCAAAAGCAAAGAUUUCAAAUUUUGGCAAAUAUGAGGCAUCCAACAUCAGAGAAAUUGUCGAGGAAUUCAAUAAUAAAGCCACCUCAAAGCUAAAUACAUGGGAAACAAAAAUAAUCAACAAUGUACACCAAUAUUUUAAAAAAGCAGAAGGUCAUGCCCACCUAAUCGAGAAACACAGAGAAGAGUUCAUAAACAGUGCAAAAUACUUAAUAAAAAACGUGGAAUGGUUGUUUAAAAAUGAACUAAAUAUAGCGGCUGACAAUAAAGAGGGGAUGGCAAAAGUUGAGGAAGUCAAGAAAAACACCACAAAACGUUUGGAGGAAGAAGUGCUCAGAUUGCUAGACGAAGGCCGUAAAAGGAAUCUCAAGCAAUCGGAUGAGGAGCUGAGAAAGGAUUUUGACCAGAUGUGGGAGAAAGCUACAGAACCUCUCCGUGACAAAGUGAGCCACGAAACUGAUAUCUUUGGUAAGGUUCAUUGUCAACUGAGAAAGAAUUUAGAAUCAAUGGGUAGUUAUGCCAAGGAGACAGUUAAUAAAUCACUAAGAGAUCAUGGAAAAGGGGAUUUCCAAAUGAAAGAAAGCUUCAUUCAAUAUGUGAGAAACAUGUUUCUUUCACAUAAUUUAUGGCUAAGAGCAAAAGCAAAGGCUGACAAAAUUAUAGCAGCUUGCAAAAUACGUGUAUCUGAUAAAAUGAAGGAGAAAUCUGAUUACCAUGACAAUGACAUUCAGGAGAUUUUGAAGUACAUUGAGGCGCAACUUGCAGACAUGAAAACAGACACCCAAUUUGAGGCGGAAUUAAAAUUAUACAUUUGUAGUAAUGCAGCCAGAAACUUCCAUGAAAAGCACUUGGCUUUCAUUGCAGAAAAUGACCCAUUGAAUUGCGUCAAUCUACACAAGGAACGUUUUUUUGAUGAUUUUAAAGAUCUGUAUCACGCAAGGGAGCAGGAUGAGAAGAAAGCUCAGGAAUUUGCUAUUCGUUGCCUCCAGCCUGCAGUGGAGACCUACAUUAGAGUUUCCAUGGUUCCAGAAGUUGUUGAUGAAAUGGUGUCAGGCACAGAUUCAGUGAAAUUCAGCACACGCAUGUUUUUCCAAUCUUCUGUCUUAAAAGACUUGCUUUCAAAAAACAAGUUUUGCCACUUCAAAGAGUACACCACUUCAUAUGAGAAAUUCAUAAGGGAAUGGAUUCAGGAGCAAAUUGAGAAACGCUUUUCCGAUGGGACUAAACUUAUCGAGUUAGAGAACAAUUAUCUAAAACGAUGCAUCAAAUGUAUUGAUGAUGCUAUUCAAAAGGCCCAAAUGAACAAACAAGCAACCCAGAAGGAGUUUGUUCAAGAUAUUUGCAGGGAACUUGGUGAUAAAUUGGUAAUGUGCCAGGAUUCUCUCAGCGCUUGCAUGUCUCUUUUUAAAGAAGCAACAGCAGAAAGGUUUGUAGACUUUCUUAAAAAAUCUGUGAAGGCAAUGGAACAAGCUCUGCAGGAAAAUCUAAAAGAAACUGAAGUCAAAACAAAACUAGACAGACUUGGCUCAAAGCCACUAAAUGACCUCACAGCCAAGUUAGGUGGAUGUGGUAAACAGUGCCCAUUCUGCAGCGCACCAUGUGAGGCAGGGGCACUGUCUCACAAGAUUCACUAUGUUGAAAUACAUAGGCCACAAGCCUUUGGAACGUACAGAUAUAUCGACUCAGAUAAACUCUGUACAUCUAUUUGCACAUCUUUAGUCUUUAGUGACACCGAAUUCGAGAAUGAUGAUACUAAGUGGGUGUUGCAUCCUUACAAGGAAUACAAAACAUUUUACGGGGAUUGGGACAUUCCUGCAGAUAACAGCUAUUCAGCAUCUGAUUACUGGAAAUAUGUGAUGGUCAGGUUCAACAAGGACUUUGCUGAAUGUUAUAGUGCAAAGCCUGCAGAUAUUCCCAAUGAAUGGACAACAAUUAGCAAGGAAGAUGCUGAUAGAAGUCUAAAAGAGUCAUUUGGCGUCAAUUAGGAUUUGUGGAGAAGAUGAUAGAGUUUCUUCUCUGACCAUGAGGAAGAGCAGCCUCUUAGAAUAAUAUAUAUUUGAUCUAAUGGGAGCAUUACGAAAAUCACUAUUUAUGUUAUGGUGCACAAAAAUUAUCCUUCUACAUAUGUGAGCCAAGAAAGGCUGAAGUGAUAGAUAUUAGUUAAUAAGGAUGUGUGUCUUUGCUCAAAUUUAGUAACCCAGCUCUGAACUAAACUCUUUCAUUUUGCAGUUUGUUGUUGAAGUAAUGUUCCAUUGAAACUUUUAAAAGUAUGAGCCUGAUGCUUCACAUUUUUGUUAAAACGUAAUGAACUAAGCAUAUAUGCUAUUUUAUUUGUUUGAUUGUUUUGACUUACUUUUGUCUGGAAAUAUCGGUAUUGUACAUUACUUUUUAUUUUUGCCUAGGUUUAAAUUGUGUAAUUUAUUUUUUAUUAUUCCUCUUUCAUUCAUGUUCACUCUUUUUUGGAUUUCUUUAUUCAGUUAUUUCAAGUGGCUUUGUUUGAUAAUCUGUCUGGCAUUGUAACAAUUAAGAAAUUAGGAGACGAUAUAUCUUGCAUUGCAAUGUUGUUUAUUUCAUUUUUAUAUUGUUACUGCAUCCAGAAAUAUUUUUAAUGUAUUUUUUAAUUGCUUGUUUGAGCAAGAGUUGAGAAAUAUGUCAAUUAAUUAAGCUGGUGUGUGUGAUUUUAUGGUAAGUUUUGACCCAAA
Gadus morhua (Atlantic cod) is the source of this 7081-nucleotide messenger RNA. Its product is annotated as up-regulator of cell proliferation. Lineage: Eukaryota; Metazoa; Chordata; Actinopteri; Gadiformes; Gadidae. The record is from RefSeq and is a predicted model, not a curated record. The transcript has 3 exons. Gene Ontology annotation, molecular function: GTP binding. Bases 1622 to 6364 code for a protein of 1580 amino acids.